CCGCUCGGAAGCCGGAAGUGCGGCCUCGGCGGGGCAGGGCGCACGCGUCCUCCCCUGUCACCCGGAAGCGGAAAGUCCCGGCAGCAGCGGCACCAGCAGCGGCGCGAGAUUCUUGGCGGCGCGUGUGUGAGAGCGGGAGCGGCGGCGGCAUGAGCCUCUUAAACAAACCCAAGAGCGAGAUGACCCCUGAGGAGCUGCAGAAGCGGGAGGAGGAGGAGUUUAACACGGGGCCUCUGUCCGUCCUCACCCAGUCGGUCAAGAACAACACCCAGGUGCUGAUCAACUGUCGCAACAACAAGAAGCUGCUGGGACGUGUCAAGGCCUUUGACAGGCACUGUAACAUGGUGCUGGAGAACGUCAAGGAGAUGUGGACGGAGGUGCCCAAGAGCGGCAAGGGCAAGAAGAAAUCCAAGCCCGUCAACAAGGAUCGCUACAUCUCCAAGAUGUUCCUGCGGGGGGACUCGGUCAUUGUGGUGCUGAGGAACCCCCUCAUCGCCGGCAAAUAGAGAACUGUCCCAAGGCCCCAGCCUCGCCCUGGCGUGACCCAGAGCCAGGCUGAGUGGGGAACCUACCUCCAGCCCUUCUGGAUGAAGCCUGCUGGCUGCAUCGCUUGUGAAGACCGUCCUGUUCAGAAACAGCUCUGCUGAGCUCUCCCCAGGUGUCGCCUGUACCUCCCUUAUUAGCCCUUAGAGUGCCGAGGGCUGGGCACAGCUACCCCGCCCGCCCCGUUGCUGCCUCCACCUUCCCAUGGGAUUGGAAGGGGGUUUCUGGGAGCAGAACUGGUCAGGAGACCCCAGCUGCUGCAAGUCCAUCCCCGGCUGGUGGCUCCCCACGCCCGUCACCCACCCGCCCAAAGCUGAAAGGAGCCAGUGCCCUGGCGCCGCUUCUCUGGAUUUACCCAGGAUCUCGGUGCCCACCCGUAUCCUUGCUGCUGGGUGCUGCAGACUCGGCUGCAUAGAGGCUCUGUAGCUCGUAGGCCCCCCGACGGGCCUGCUCUCGGGCUCGGUUGCUAGGAAUGGGGAGCACUGAGGUUUCCUAAAGGAGCUGGGUACAAAGAGAAGCACCGGGAAUCUCAGCCUAGCAGAAGGGGGGACCUCUCAGCAGAAUUGUCUCUGAACGGCUCUUCAAAGGUGUCUUUUCAAGGGGAGCCGUCUGCUGUAGUCGUCUGAUUUGGGUGGGGGGCGGCUACCCUGGGGAUUUCCACACUGCAGAGCUACCCUACUGCAAACGCCCCGCAGAGAGGCACCCGGCGCGCGUGACUGUUGCCCCUCUUGAACCUCCGCUUCCCCAGACGCGCAGGAGUUGUACUUGAGUUCGGGUCCCGCUCUCCAGCUGAGUGAGGCGCCAGGGAAGUCGAGGUAGCGAAUGUGGUUUGAAACACCGCUCAGCUCCUAGUGUAGACAGCUUCAGCGUAGCAUCAGCCUUGGCUUGGUUCCAGCGGGACUAGCCGAGGCGAUUCAGCUGCAUCCGCACUGGGCGCGAAGGGUCGGUCCUUACUACUCUGCUCAGCUAUAAAGGGGGACAGGGACCAAGUAGCCUCUUCUCCUCACUUUGAACCUCCAGACGCUGCCUGGGCUGGGGGUAAGUCAUGCCUGGUACAAUCCCACAGCUCAUCGGUGCAGAAAUCCCUGGUGUCGACAGCUCCCCUGGCCCUGAUCCUCCAGCGGCAUCCGAGCUAGUGGGGUCUUGUAAGUUGUAGCCCCAGCCUCGAGGGCAGCUCCGCUCCUUGCAGCAAACGGGUCACACCAGGGUCUUUUGUAAUAAACCAGCUCGAUUUCUC
This is a messenger RNA of Trachemys scripta elegans, 1780 nucleotides long. It is a transcript of the gene SNRPD2, whose product is annotated as small nuclear ribonucleoprotein D2 polypeptide. The coding region runs from base 150 to 506 and encodes 118 amino acids. The record is from RefSeq and is a predicted model, not a curated record. The transcript is spliced from 3 exons. Gene Ontology annotation, biological process: RNA splicing; spliceosomal snRNP assembly. Gene Ontology annotation, cellular component: U2 snRNP; U1 snRNP; U4/U6 x U5 tri-snRNP complex. Gene Ontology annotation, molecular function: RNA binding. NCBI's taxonomy places the organism in Eukaryota, Metazoa, Chordata, Testudines, Emydidae.